This is a messenger RNA of Hyposmocoma kahamanoa, 2297 nucleotides long. RefSeq names its product cytochrome P450 6B6-like. Gene Ontology annotation, molecular function: monooxygenase activity; iron ion binding; oxidoreductase activity, acting on paired donors, with incorporation or reduction of molecular oxygen. The record is from RefSeq and is a predicted model, not a curated record. Bases 240 to 1787 code for a protein of 515 amino acids. The transcript is spliced from 2 exons. NCBI's taxonomy places the organism in Eukaryota, Metazoa, Arthropoda, Insecta, Lepidoptera, Cosmopterigidae.
UGGUACUAAAUAUAACAGCAUCCUGGCUAAUUGAUAUAGUUGAUUAUCUACAAAAAAGACGCCUUAUUUACUAAAAUGUUAUCUAAGUCACGAGUGACAAAAGACAUUUUAGUAUUAUCUGUAUGUGUGUCUACAAAAUAUCAACAACAAAACCAGUAUUACAACGAUAUAGUCGACGAGACGCUUGAUAUACUAGUCAGUCAGAAAUAAUCUCGUAUCAAGACCGGUUGCGUACAAUAAUGAUUGCAUUUACGUUGGUUGUAAUCGUUCUCGUCGCGUUAUAUUACUAUAGUACCAGAACUUUCAAAUACUGGCAAGAAAGAGGUAUUAAACAUGACAAACCUAUCCCUAUGUUUGGAAAUAACUUGAAGAAUUACCUGAUGCAACGGAGCAUGACUCAAAUUGCCGUGGACAUGUACUGGAAAUACCCAAACGAAAAAGUUGUUGGAUUCUUUCGAACUACCAGACCCGAACUGGUAAUAAGAGAUCCUGAAAUUGUGAAACGGAUCCUCACAAAUGAUUUUGCUUACUUUUAUCCGCGAGGUCUGAACCCACACAAGACUGUGAUAGAACCAUUAAUGCGUAAUCUCUUCUUCGCGGAUGGAGACUUAUGGAAACUGUUACGACAACGAAUGACCCCAGCUUUUAGCACUGGCAAACUGAAGGCUAUGUUCCCGUUAAUCAGUGAUCGAGCUGAACGACUUCGGGCUACUCUUACAGCUGCUGCCGAAGGUAAUGAUAAUCGAGCACUAGAUGCACGUGACAUCAUGGCGCGUUAUACCACAGACUUCAUUGGUUCAGUGGGCUUUGGUCUCGACUCAGACUCUCUUUCAAUGGAAAACUCUGCAUUUAGAAAAUUGGGAUAUGAUAUUUUUAACAUAACAUUUCCAGAAUUUUUAGUAGCGAUAUUAAAGGACCUUUUUCCUGAAGCGGCAAAACAUUUGCAUUACAUGUUUAAAACUGAGAAAGAACUAAUGAAUCUUGUCGAUGAAAUUCAGAAACAGCGGAACUAUGAACCUUCGGGUCGAAAUGAUUUUAUAGAUUUACUUUUAGAGUUAAAGAAAAAAGGAACAAUUGUAGGUGAGUCGAUAGAAAAGAUAAAGCCCGACGGUACAUCGGAGGAAGCCUUAUUAGACAUGGAUGCGGAACUCAUUGCAGCUCAAGUGUUUGUGUUCUUCGCCGCGGGCUUUGAAACUUCGUCGUCAGCCACUAGUUUUACUUUACAUCAACUUGCUUUCCAUCCGGAAGUCCAAAAGAAAGUUCAGAACGAAAUAGACAAAGUGCUCGCACAACAUAAUAACGAACUAAGCUACGAUGCUAUAAAAGAGAUGAAAUAUUUGGAGUGGACAUUCAAAGAGGGAAUGAGAAUGUUUCCGUCGCUUGGAUUUCUCAUUCGAGAAUGCGCUAAAAAAUAUACGAUCCCCGAAAUCAAUGUAACAAUUGACGAAAGGACAGGGAUAAUAAUACCACUACAAGCACUGCACAAUGACCCACAAUAUUUUGAGAAACCAGAAGAAUUUCGACCAGAGCGUUUCCAUCCUGAUGAAUUUGAUUCUAAGGACAAGAAAUUUGUAUAUUUACCUUUUGGUGAGGGACCACGAGCUUGCAUUGGUGCCCGCCUAGGUCUGAUGCAGUCCAUAGCAGGUCUCGCUGCAAUACUAUCAAGGUUCACAGUGGAGCCAGGCCCUACAACCUUAAGGCAUCCAAUGAUAGAGCCAAAGUCUUCGAUAGUACAGAGCAUACGUGGUGGAUUGCCGCUUAUAUUUAGAAAAAGACAAUUAACUUAAAAUUUAUUGAUGUGUUUGAAGCGACGAAGUUCUUUUCGAGAGAGUACACUAAUUUUGUUAUUUGUUUCACCAACUGAAAAUACUUGGCUUAUACUUGGUCAUUCCACUAACAAAAGGAUAUUCAUAACGUAUGUCAAUGUAAAUGUUAUAUAAGUUAUAAAUAAAGCAGUUCUAAUUAUUAUCGUAUUUUUUAUAUUGACAAAUGACUUUUUGUAAUGUAUAGGUACUUUUUAUUGUGUGCAACAAAUUGUCUAAUUGUUGCAAAAAAUUGCAAACGCGCUGCUAAAAGUCGCCCGUGUUACCGUGAUUGCGUCAUAUUUAGUCAAAUUACUAAGAAAAAACCCUAUUGCAAAUUACGUUAUGAACUUCUCCUGUAUAAGUUUUAGCUUCUUGCAUGUAAUGUAGCCAAGAUUCACAUUAAUUUUAUUAAUGAUAACAUUAAAAUAACAUUAUUUUUAUUUAUAUAUAUAAAUUCAGUUAAAUUUUGGCCUAUUGGAACUAGAAAAUAAA